Molecule: messenger RNA, 1269 nt
Organism: Diaporthe amygdali
Lineage: Eukaryota; Fungi; Ascomycota; Sordariomycetes; Diaporthales; Diaporthaceae
Product: endoglucanase e1
Exons: 1
Coding region: 1-1269 (422 amino acids)
Molecular function (GO): hydrolase activity, hydrolyzing O-glycosyl compounds
Source: RefSeq, a predicted model, not a curated record
AUGAGGUCAAUACGGCACUUCGAAGUCAAACCCUUCCGAAUGUUCAUCUUCCUCGCCGUCCUCCUCCUCGGGGGCUUCUUCCACUUCCUCUGGAAAGCAGAAGCAGCCUCCUCCGAGCCCUGGAUACCCGACCCCGGCGCCCGCCUCUUUGCCCAACAACCCCUCCUCCCGCCCGUGCCAGAGACGAGCAUCACCACAUACUCGCUGCCUCUCACCACGAGGGGCCGCGACAUAGUCGACACCAAUGGCCGCCGCUUCCAGCUCUCCAGCGUCAACUGGUAUGGCGCCUCCGACGAGCUCUUCAUCCCCGGCGGCCUCGACGUUCAGCACCGCUCCGUCAUCGCCAAGACAAUACGCAAGCUGGGCUUCAACAGCGUGCGCAUGCCCUACGCCGACGAGCUGGUAAUACGCAACCCACACAUCCUUCCGCACCUCCUGACGGCAAACCCGGACCUGGUCGGCCUGCGCGCCAUGGACGUGUUCGAGGCGUGCGUGCGCGCCCUGACGGACGAGGGCAUCGCAGUCAUAAUCAACAACCACAUCACACACGCGACAUGGUGCUGCGGGGCAGACCCGUGUGAUGCGGGCUGGGCGAACGACCACCUGGGCCCCCUGUGUCGGAUUCAGCAGACCGAGGAGGACUGGAUACGGCACUGGGAGGACGUCAUGUCGCGCUUCGUGGACGACCCCUACGUGAUAGGCGCCGACCUGCGGAACGAGGUGCGCGGCGUCUGGGGCACCAUGACGUGGGACCGAUGGGCCACGGCGGCCGAGAAGGCCGCCAACAGGCUGCUGAAGCUGAAGACCGACUGGCUCAUGAUUGUGGGCGGCACCGAGUCGGGCAACGACCUUUCCGGGGCGCGCACGCGCCCAAUCGAGCUCGACGUCCCCAACAGGGUGGUCUACAGCGCGCACGUGUACGCGUGGUCUGGAUGGGGCAGCAUGGAGGGCCGGUUCUCAAAGCGCCCCUAUCCUUCAUUCGUCAGGGCGAUGCAGGCAAACUGGGCUUACCUCAUUGAGGGCGACAUCGCGCCUGUCUGGAUCGGCGAGUUUGGCGCGCCGCAGCACCCGGGCCAGGGCGACGCCAACUACUGGGGCAACCUGCUGCGCUACCUCAAGGAGAUCAAUGCCGACUUUGGCUACUGGGCCAUCAACCCGCGCAAGCCCAAGGACGACAAGAAGGAGACUUACUCGCUCGUGGAGGACGACUGGGUGACGCCGGUGCUGGAUUACAGGAUGCGGGAUAUGACCGAGCUCAUGCGGGCCUAG